Molecule: messenger RNA, 1329 nt
Organism: Capronia epimyces CBS 606.96
Lineage: Eukaryota; Fungi; Ascomycota; Eurotiomycetes; Chaetothyriales; Herpotrichiellaceae
Exons: 1
Coding region: 1-1329 (442 amino acids)
Biological process (GO): peptidyl-serine dephosphorylation; double-strand break repair via homologous recombination
Cellular component (GO): nucleus; cytoplasm
Molecular function (GO): protein serine/threonine phosphatase activity
Source: RefSeq, a predicted model, not a curated record
AUGAUUAACGUGUGCUGCAGAGCGAUCGCGCAAUUGCGCGCGUGCCGGCCCAUCCCAGAACCCCAAGUCCGUGAACUCUGCUACAAGGCGCGCGAGAUCCUAAUCGAAGAGGGCAACGUCGUUUCGGUACACGCUCCUGUCACGAUAUGCGGCGAUAUCCACGGUCAAUUCCACGAUUUGAUGGAACUGUUCCGUGUGGGUGGUGAUGUCCCAGAUACAAAUUAUCUAUUCAUGGGAGAUUUUGUCGAUCGAGGAUUCUACUCACUCGAGUCGUUUCUUCUGCUUCUCUGCUUGAAAGUACGAUAUCCAGAUCGGAUCACUCUCAUCCGGGGAAACCAUGAAUCAAGACAGAUCACUACCGUCUACGGGUUCUACGACGAAUGUAUUAGGAAAUACGGCAGUGCCAACGUCUGGCGAUAUUGUUGUGAGGUCUUCGACUAUCUGGCCCUAGGUGCGUUAGUGUUGGGCGCAACGACGGAUGUACCUCCUGCUGCAUCGGACAACGAGAACACGCAGUCGACGCUGCCGCCGGAAGACGAAGAGGUCGAAUCCGAGGUGCUCAACGCUAACGGCGACAUCCUGAGCAAGACUCUUCGGCGGCGAUUUGCAGGCUUAUCAAUGAUGUCGCACCACACCAAUUCAUCACGAAUAUCUCCGGCCCCAGACGUCGAUGUACCUUCACCCCCAGAUCAUCCCGCAUCAAGUUUGCCGUUACAGUCUUCACCAUCAUCACAAUCCCUCUUCACACCUCCUACAUCGACGACUGGUGCUGUCCUGUGCGUUCACGGCGGUCUUUCUCCGCUGAUUGAGACGGUAGACAAGAUCAGGCUCAUUGACCGGAAACAAGAGGUUCCUCACGAAGGCGCUAUGUGCGAUCUGUUGUGGUCCGACCCAGAUGAGAUCGAAGGCUGGGGCUUGUCUCCUCGGGGAGCCGGAUUUUUGUUCGGAGCCGACAUUGUGCGCCAUUUCAACCACAAUAACGACCUGUCGCUGGUCGCGCGGGCCCACCAGCUCGUCAUGGAAGGGUACAAGGAAAUGUUUGACAAGACAAUAGUCACGGUCUGGUCCGCGCCCAACUACUGCUACCGAUGUGGUAACGUGGCUGCCAUCCUCGAGCUCGGCGAGGAUGGUAGUAAUGGCGGAUGUAUUGCUCGAGCCAACGGUGACCAGGGUCGAAGGGAACCUGUCGGCACCGAUGGGUCGGAAGGUGGCUCAGGUGUUCUUUGGAACCUGGCCUCGCCGGGUCGGCGGUAUAGAGUCUUUGAGGCGGCGCCUCAGGGGACCAGGGGUAUGCCGGCCAAAAAGCCGGUGGGGGAGUACUUUUUGUAA